Molecule: messenger RNA, 1461 nt
Organism: Volvox carteri f. nagariensis
Lineage: Eukaryota; Viridiplantae; Chlorophyta; Chlorophyceae; Chlamydomonadales; Volvocaceae
Gene: cdh1
Product: activator and specificity factor for anaphase promoting complex
Exons: 10
Coding region: 1-1461 (486 amino acids)
Biological process (GO): positive regulation of anaphase-promoting complex-dependent catabolic process; anaphase-promoting complex-dependent catabolic process; positive regulation of ubiquitin protein ligase activity
Cellular component (GO): anaphase-promoting complex
Molecular function (GO): anaphase-promoting complex binding; ubiquitin ligase activator activity; protein binding
Source: RefSeq, a predicted model, not a curated record
AUGGAGCCGGAGUAUGCCUCAGCUGCUGGGGCAUCCGGGCACGCUCAGCCUUCUUCACCUUUGCGGGACCAUAGUCGGCAUAACCUUCAUACAUCAAGCCCACUGCGGAGUCCCAUAUGGUCACCCAAGUCGCGUGUGACGUAUAGCGAUCGGUUUAUUCCGUCUCGGGCUGCGGCAGCCAGGCUUGAUUACAGUAUUCUCGACCGCGAAAUGGCCACUUCUGACGACUUAAAUCCAGCCUACAACUUGCUCCUCCGGUCAGAGCUUUUGGGUUCAUCCUGUCCUGGUCCUAUAUCGCCCGACAAGGUGCGUGAUCCCGGUUGGCUUCGCGCUCCCGCCAGCCCAGGGAAAAGCCUCUUCCGCUUUAAAACGGGAGACGUCCACAGCCCGCAUGGUGGUCCGGCUGCUCAGAGCCCAUUCGUCGUGUCUCCAGUCGGAGACGACACAGCUGCGGGGUCGCCCUUCGCCAGCCCCCGGCGCGCACAGCGAAAGAUCGCACGGGCCCCCUUUAAGGUUCUGGAUGCGCCCUCUCUGGCAGACGACUUCUACCUGAACCUCGUGGAUUGGUCCUCACAAAACGUGCUGGCCGUGGGUCUCGGUACUUGCGUAUACCUCUGGUCGGCAAUGAGCAGCACGGUGACCAAGCUCUGUGACCUGGCGCCGCACGACACGGUGUGCAGCGUGGAGUGGAGCAGACGUGGAACCUUCCUCUCCGUGGGCACCAACAGCGGCAAGGUGCAGAUCUGGGACGUGGCCAAGCUUAAGCUGGUGCGCACGCUCGAGGGCCAUCGCGCGCGCGUUGGGACGCAGGCCUGGGGCUCGCACGUGUUGUGCAGCGGCAGCCGCGAUCGCCACAUCCUCCAACGCGACAUCCGCUGCCCAGAGCACUUCACCGCCAAGCUGGUGGGGCACCGGUCCGAGGUGUGCGGCCUCAAGUGGUCCCCGGAUGACCGGCAGCUGGCCAGCGGCGGCAACGACAACCAGCUGUACAUCUGGUCUUUGCCGUCGUCGUCACCUGUGUACAAAUUCGCGGACCACACCGCCGCCGUGAAGGCCAUCGCCUGGUCCCCACACCAGCACAGCUUGCUAGCAAGCGGCGGGGGGACGGCGGACCGCUGCAUCCGGUUCUGGAACACCGCCACCGGAAUGCCACUCAACUGCAUCGACACGGGCAGCCAGGUUUGCAACAUUUCCUGGUCCAAGAACGCCAAUGAGAUCGUGUCCACCCACGGCUACAGCCAGAACCAAGUCAUCAUCUGGAAGUACCCCUCUAUGGCGAAGCUGGCGACACUCACAGGCCACACACUGCGAGUGCUGUACCUGGCCGUGUCGCCUGACGGGCAAACUAUCGUCACGGGCGCCGGCGACGAGACGCUCCGUUUCUGGUCCGUUUUUCCUUCGGCCAAAUCCUCUGGGCCCGACACAACGGUUGCCAGUAUGAGCCGUACGACGAUCCGUUAA